CUUGGCUUCGGCGUUUAGGUUAACCUCAGUUCUCGUUUUCAUUCUCAAACCAGUUUUCCUCAGCUCUCGCGAGAUUGGCGGGCCGACCCGAGAGCAGCGCGGAACCGGUAUCUCCUAGGAGUUCUACCCGGCACUCAGCGCCUUCGCUGCGUGGGAUUGCGGCCUGACCCGGAGCCAGCCUAACGCCGACGGACCCCGCCUGAGAUCCUAGCAGCGAUGGAUGAGGACCUGGUUUUGGCACUGCGGCUUCAGGAGGAGUGGAAUUUGCAAGUCGCGGAGCGCGAUGGGGCCCAGGAGCCCCUGUCACUGGUGGAUGCGUCCUGGGAGUUGGUGGACCCCACCCCGGAUUUGCAGGCCCUGUUUCUGCAGUUUAACGACCGGUUCUUCUGGGGCCAGCUGGAGGCCGUCGAGGUGAAGUGGAGCAGCCGCAUGACCCUGUGUGCUGGGAUAUGCAUCUAUGAAGGGAGAGGUGGAAUGUGUUCCAUCCGUCUCAGUGAACCCCUUUUAAAGUUGAGACCAAGAAAGGAUCUUGUAGAGACCCUCUUGCAUGAAAUGAUACAUGCCUAUUUGUUUGUCACUAAUAAUGACAAAGACCGGGAAGGGCAUGGUCCAGAGUUUCUUAAACAUAUGCAUCGCAUCAACCGCCUGACUGGAGCCAAUAUCACGGUAUACCAUACUUUUCAUGAUGAGGUGGAUGAGUAUCGGCGACAUUGGUGGCGCUGCAAUGGGCCGUGUCAGCACAAACAACCGUAUUAUGGCUACGUCAAACGCGCUACUAACAGGGCACCCUCUGCUAAUGACUACUGGUGGGCUGAGCACCAGAAAACCUGUGGAGGCACGUAUAUAAAAAUCAAGGAACCAGAGAACUACUCAAAAAAAGGCAAAAGAAAGACAAAACCAGGAAAGCACCCAGUGUCAGCAGUAGAGAAUAAAGAUAAACCUAACAGAGGUGAGGCACAGCUGUUAAUCCCUUUUAGUGGGAAAGGAUACAUUCUAGGAGAAACAAGCAAUUUACCGUCCUCUGGGAAAUUGAUCGGCUCACAGGCCAUUAAUAAAACCCAAGAUCUUUUAAGUCAAGACCAUUCAGCAAACGCUCUAAGACCUAAUUCUAAAACUGAGGUGAAAUUUGAACAGAAUGGUUCAAGUAAAAAAACCUCUCAUCUAGUCUCCCCCAUUCUUAAUACCAGUAAGCAAAAUGUUUUAAGCAGCUAUUUUCCUAGAGUAUCAGCUGCCAACCAAAAGGCUUUCAGAAGUGUGAAUGGAUCUUCUCCAACGACAAGCUUAGCAGUUGGUGACAUCACUAAAAAUUCAGUUUCUUCCAGUUCUCAAAGAAGGGUCACAUCUUCUAAGAUAUCCCUAAGAAAUUCUUUAAAAACAGUGGAAUCAACAUCUGUGACUGCAUCCCAGGAGGCGAGUGGGUCUGAAGAUAAAUUCCCAAGUAAACGACCCAGGCUAGAAGACAAGACUGUUUUUGACAAUUUUUUUAUCAAGAAAGAGCAAAUACAAAGUGAUGGUAACGAUCCAAAGUGUAGUUCACGUCCUGUAACCACAACUCAGAAUUCCAAUAGUUCAUGCAGUCAGAGCAAAAUGGUUAAUUGCCCGGUUUGUCAGAAUGAAGUUUUGGAAUCUCAAAUUAAUGAGCACUUGGAUUUGUGCCUUGAAAGUGAUAACAUCGAAGUCAAAAGCUGA
Propithecus coquereli (Coquerel's sifaka) is the source of this 1689-nucleotide messenger RNA. It is a transcript of the gene SPRTN, whose product is annotated as SprT-like N-terminal domain. NCBI's taxonomy places the organism in Eukaryota, Metazoa, Chordata, Mammalia, Primates, Indriidae. The transcript has 5 exons. Gene Ontology annotation, molecular function: polyubiquitin modification-dependent protein binding; metalloendopeptidase activity; single-stranded DNA binding. The record is from RefSeq and is a predicted model, not a curated record. Bases 217 to 1689 code for a protein of 490 amino acids. Gene Ontology annotation, biological process: DNA repair. Gene Ontology annotation, cellular component: nucleus.